UGCGCGCUGCAGCCUCGCGCAGGCGCUAGGAUGCGCAGCGCCCUCGGGAAAGCACAGUCUGCUUAGCUCUCCGAGGAGGGGGACCGCUCGCCGCAUACCCGGGCCAUGUCGUCCUACACCCAUGUGGCGCUGGUCACCGGGGCCAGUAAGGGCAUCGGCUUCGCCAUCGUGCGUGACCUGUGCCGGCAGUUCAAGGGGGACGUGGUGCUCACGGCGCGGGACACAGCGCGGGGCCAGGCGGCCGUGCAGCAGCUGCAGGCAGAGGGCCUGAGCCCCCGCUUCCACCAGCUGGACAUCGACGACCUGCAGAGCAUCCGCAAACUGCGCGACUUCCUGCUCAAGGUGUACGGGGGCCUCGAUGUGCUGGUCAACAACGCGGGCAUCGCCUUCAAGACUGUGGAUACCACACCGUUUCAUAUUCAAGCAGAAGUGACUUUGAAAACAAACUUCUUUGGUACCCGAGAUGUGUGCACGGAGCUCCUGCCUCUAAUUAAACCCCAAGGCAGAGUGGUGAAUGUGUCUAGCGUUGUGAGUGUCAGUUCCCUUAAAGCAUGCAGCCCUGAACUGCAGCAGAAGUUCCGAAAUGAGACCAUCACGGAGGAGGAGCUGGUGGGGCUCAUGAACAAGUUUGUGGAAGACACAAAGAAUGGGGUGCACAAGAAGGAGGGCUGGCCUGACACCGCAUAUGGGGUCUCGAAAAUUGGCGUCACGGUCCUGUCCAGAAUCCAAGCCAGGAAACUGAGUGAGCAGAGAAGAGGGGACAAGAUCCUCCUGAAUGCCUGCUGUCCAGGGUGGGUGAGAACUGACAUGGCGGGACCCAGAGCCACCAAAAGCCCGGAAGAAGGAGCCGAGACCCCCGUGUACUUGGCCCUUCUGCCCUCGGAUGCUGAGGGGCCUCAUGGAAAGUUUGUUUCUGAGAAAAAAGUUGUACAAUGGUGAGCUCACUCACAGCUCCACCCAAUGGCCUGAUUAUGUACCUCACCCAGUUUCACCAAAAAGACCCUUACAGUGUGAAAAAUAGGCCUAUGCAAAAAAAAAAAGAAAGAAAAAAAAUCAAAAUAUUCCUAUCAAGUCCUCAGUGGGAGAUGGCUGCUAAUUCGGUGGUGCCUUUUGUAAUAUCUUCUGUGAUCCGGGGUGGGGGGGGGAUGUGGGAUGGAUGAUAAAUAAUGAAUGAAAAUCAAUCGAUGAAUAAAUAAU
Messenger RNA from Hippopotamus amphibius kiboko, 1197 nucleotides. RefSeq names its product carbonyl reductase [NADPH] 1. The record is from RefSeq and is a predicted model, not a curated record. The transcript is spliced from 3 exons. Bases 106 to 939 code for a protein of 277 amino acids. Gene Ontology annotation, molecular function: carbonyl reductase (NADPH) activity. Lineage: Eukaryota; Metazoa; Chordata; Mammalia; Artiodactyla; Hippopotamidae.